UUUCCAGGUUUAGAUCCAGAUAAGCAUCUAGGAAAAACUCUGGAUCAAAUGGAGCCUGAUCUUCUGGAGCUUUCUGAGAAAUAUGGAGUCCAUGUUUGCGGAGAAGGUGGAGAAUAUGAAACAUUCACUCUGGACUGCCCUCUGUUUAAGAAGAAAAUAGUUAUAGAUGCAGCCAAGGUGGUUGUGCAUUCGGCUGAUGCAUUUGCGCCUGUGGCCUACCUUCAUUUUUUAAAAUUACACCUGGAGAAUAAGGAGGAAUCUUCAGGUACAUUUAUGGUCAAUAGCUGUUCUUGUGAGGUAAGCUGCAAUGAUGACAAUAUUUUCCCUUCAUCAGAAGAGGAUGAACCACAGGAAAGCAUUCCAGUCAUCUGGAAGUCUUUGAAACGUGAUUCUUUGGAUUUCACUAAGACGUUUGGAAGUUCAGGAAAAUCUCUGAGUGGUUACCAGUGGUUUUCAGGUAUCACUGCCCAUGUCCUUCCAUCAAAAGGCAAAAAUGCUCAGGAGGCAGCAAGGGAAGCAUUUUCUUCUCUCCGAGCUAAUAUGACUUCAGAGGGAUUGAAACUGAAGGAUAUUAUUUUGGUUCAUCUGUAUAUGAAGAGCAUGAAAGAUUUCAAUGUUAUAAAUUCAGUUUAUGUGACAGAAUUUUAUUUGUGUCCACCAGCAAGAGUAUGUGUGGAAACCCUGUUACCUGAUGGAGUACUGUUUUGCAUUGACUGCCUUGCACAUAAGUAUGACAUUGCAACGGAUGAUGUGUUACAUGAUGAAAAACUGGUCAUGCAUGUACAGAGCAUUUCCCACUGGGCACCUGCCAGCAUAGGACCUUACAGUCAGUCCAUCAAGGUUGGAGAUGUUGUCUACUGUGCUGGACAGAUUGCUCUAGUACCUUGCACCAUGCAGCUUGUUAGCGGUGGCGUAUGGACUGAGGCCAUAGUUUCCCUCCGUCAUGUUGAGCGAGUUCUUCAAGCUAUGAGCCAGAAGACUGCACUCCACCAUGUCAUCACAGCCAGCUGCUAUGUAACUGACAGCAAGCACAUUCCUAUUGCUCGCUCUACAUGGCAGAAGAAAUUAAGAGAAUGUAAAAAGGUUGAAGAUUCAGAGACGUAUCAUGAUGUAACUGCAGUGUGGGGGUUGCUUGAUGUGGUUGUAAUCUCCCACCUACCCAGAGAUGCUGCCAUUGAAUGGCAUGUUGUUGCAGUAGUUGAUGAUCCACUCCAAAGAAAACAUUUUGCAAUGAAGAUGUUGUCAGAGGGCCUCCAAAUUGAGUGUGAAUCUGUGGAGUCUAGUUCUGCAUCUUGUGCAUCAAUCUCUGUACGUCUGAGCUUGAUUUCACCAUCCACUUCUCAGCUUGAUUUAGAUGGACCUCUUCAUGACUUAGUUGCUAUGUUUAGACAAGCUGUUGAGAAACUUUCAGAAGACUGCAGUGCAAGUCCUUUAUCUUUUAGAGCUUUCUUCAAGGAGGAUGUCUUUGAUGCUGAAGCACUACAAACAGGUAGGACUUACGAUGACAGGAACCAGGUGUUAAUACUAAGCGUAAG
Molecule: messenger RNA, 1535 nt
Organism: Cariama cristata (Red-legged seriema)
Lineage: Eukaryota; Metazoa; Chordata; Aves; Cariamiformes; Cariamidae
Product: diphthine--ammonia ligase-like
Exons: 9
Biological process (GO): protein histidyl modification to diphthamide
Molecular function (GO): diphthine-ammonia ligase activity
Source: RefSeq, a predicted model, not a curated record